Molecule: messenger RNA, 10702 nt
Organism: Xyrichtys novacula (pearly razorfish)
Lineage: Eukaryota; Metazoa; Chordata; Actinopteri; Labriformes; Labridae
Source: the annotation of a GenBank genome assembly
AUGGACUGCAUGCAGCAGACUACACACAACAUCUACGGUGAGUUCUCUCUGCAGAUCUGAAGUCAUAAUGAAAUAAAUUUGAAGGUUACUUUAAUUGUAAUUGUAAUUUAUUUGAGAUUAAUACAUUAUUUCAUUUAAAAAUCAGAACAGUAUCCAGCAAAGCUAGAAAUGUACAAAAAUAAAAGCUUUUGUAUAUUUCAGGUUUAGUAUGAACACUUAUCCUUCUACCUCCAAUUAAAAUAAUGACUUAAUUUCUUUUUUGCUCAUUUUGAGUUGAUUUUGCAUCUUGGUUUAGCAUGCUUUUUUUUCUUACAUGUGUUUAAGUCCCUGAGGUGCUCAUAAAUUCUUAACUACAGGCUGUACGGUUGAGACAGUAAAUAACAUGACUGUAAAAAGUCAGGCAUGAACGAAUGGGAGGAGGGUCAGGAAAGGUGUGACAGAGCUGCAGAGCAGAUUUUCAACAUGUGAACAACCAUGUGAAGAAAAAAAACUGUGAUUUUUACUGACUGAAUAUUGUGUUUGCUGUGCAUCGUAGUUUGUUAGAAAUCCUCUUUUCCAUCCAAUACAUGCUGUGGAUGAUAAUUUUUUAACCUAAAUAUCCAAAACUUUCCACUUUCCCUCUUUUCAGCUUUUUCCUCACUUUCUUUUGUCAGAUUAACUGUUCAUAAUUAUCUUGCAAACAGUUUGUCAUCAAUGAGGCUUGCAUGGUUCAAAAUUUGUUUUCCAGGCUCUCAUGGUGACCAGUGCCAACUAAAGCUGGUCAACUAUGAGGCUCACGAGAACCACGUUUCCCAUGAGACACAGGGACUCAGCAAAACGCACCUGGUGGUGCGACGAGGGAAACCAUUCAAAAUCACUCUGGUGUUUGAUGGUCGCUGGGAUCCUCGCAUUGAGAGCCUGAGCCUGGAGGUUUGGCUAGGUAAUAAAGUCUGUAAUGUCAAUUAAAUCUAGACAGUUUUUAAUCUGAUAAUUAGAAAUUAAAUGGGACAAAUUCAAGUGAUAAAAGCGAGCGUUGACCGCCAGUCUUGAGAAAUGAAGCCAAUUCCGAGGUGCUGAACUGCUACUGAACAAGUGUCCACUUGUAGCUGACAGCAAAAACAACAAAAAAAAAAAACACAUACAAACUCAUUCAAAAAGCCAUUCUCUCUGAAUACACUGUACAUGGGGUUAAUUUUUAUUAAUGCAUGUGUUUUGAAGUUAUUGAGUUUGACAGUUUAAAAAGUGAGAGUCAGUACUUCCAAUAAGGCGACUGCUGCCACUAGGCUUCAAAACUUUGCUUGAGAAAUAAAUGGAUAACAUCACUAAGACUACACCCUUCCAUCAUACAGUCUAGUAACGCAUAAUUUAAUUUACCUUUUGACUCAGACUUACUUGGAACCAAACAAAAAGGCGGCACUGAGGAGUGUCAAAUGUCUUCCAGUAAACAGUUGCAGUUGUCCAACAGUAGCUCAACUCAACCAUGACGCUUAUUACGAAAAUCUGUCCAUAAUUCUUAAGAAAGCCGAAGGUGCAGAAACUGGUUUGGGGAGCUCUCAAGCCUUAAACUGCCCUCCAGUGGUCCCACAUGUUUCUUUCCAUGGCUGCUGUCCAUUAAACAUGAUCUGAUCAUGUCUGAAAAUCUGCAUGCCUGAGGUACAGGCUCCUAAGGGUCUGCAAUGACUUUUCUCAAGUCUUGGUAAGAUUGAUGGAGAUUACUGAAGUUUUAUGACUGAUGAAGCUGAAAGAAAGAGAGUCAAACGGUUUUUAAAGCUUUUGGCCACCACCAACCGUCUGACCUUCCAGUCUGGAGACAAUUAUCAUGUUACUCUCAUCACUAGACUGAGCUCUUACUUUGCAUUGCCAUAAAACUUUGGUUAAGCAAAAGGGUGUGAAAAACGUCAAUAAAUGCAUGUGUUCUGAAGUUAUUGAGUUUGACAGUUUAAAAAGUGAGAGUCAGUACUUCCAAUAAGGCGACUGCUGCCACUAGGCUUCAAAACUUUGCUUGAGAAAUAAAUGGAUAACAUCACUAAGACUACACCCUUCCAUCAUACAGUCUAGUAACGCAUAAUUUAAUUUACCUUUUGACCCAGACUUACUUGGAACCAAACAAAAAGGCGGCACUGAGGAGUGUCAUAUGUCUUCCAGUAAACAGUUGCAGUUUUCCAACAGUAACUCAACUCAACCACGACGCUUAUUACAAAAAUCUGUCCAUAAUUGGAAGCCGAAUUCCAUAAGCCAAAGGUGCAGAAACUGGUUUGGGGAGCUCUCAAGCCUUAAACUGCCCUCCGGUGGUCCCACAUGUUUCCUUCCAUGGCUGCUGUUCAUUAAAUACGAUCAUGUCUGAAAAUCUGCAUGCCUGAGGUACAGGCUCCUAAGUGUCUGCAAUGACUUUUCUCAAGUUUUAUGACUGAUGAAGCUGAAAGAAAGAGAGUCAAACGGUUUUUAAAGCUUUUUAAUCUCAAGGCCACCACCAACCGUCUGACCUUCCAGUCUGGAGACAAUUAUCAUGUUACUCUCAUCACUAGACUGAGCUCUUACUUUGAAUUGCCAUAAAACUUUGGUUAAGCAAAAGGGGCUGAAAAACGUCAAUAAAUCAUGUCUGUUAUGUCAUCAUUGCUAUGUUUUAGCAAGAACUGCUCCUGGUCAAAACAGACCAUGUGAACAUUCAAAUAUCCAUAGGUACCAUGGUAUCGUCUGGAUUGUUUGAGCCUUGUUUUGAAGACUAAGGGUUGAAGAGUACAGACUGUGCUUUUGUAAAAAAGCAGUGAACAAAAGGUCAGCAAGGGUCAAAGCCAGGGCAGGUGGUAAAACCAAGGCAACAAAUCGAAGAGGAAACAGGGCAGAAGCAAGAAUUAGAAGUCUGAAAAAACAGCACCAUCAACAGCAAACACAAAAAAGUCCAAAAGAAAAAAACAAAGAGGGCAGCUAACUUGGUGAUUUCUGUCUUAAUACAGGCAACAUGUCAGAGAGGAUCAGAGUCCAGUCCUCUGACGAGUGGUCCGACCCUCUGAUGUGGUCAGCAAAAAUCUACCCAGGUGACAUGCACUCUACGUCAGUCACCAUCCACAUCUGCUCUCCUGUUUUAUCCUCUGUGGCUUUCUAUGAACUCCAGCUCCACUUAGAAACCAGACAGUGCAGGAGGAGCUACGUUCUGGGGACAUUUGUCCUCCUCUGCAAUCCUUGGCUGAAAGGUGAGUCCAAGUCGAGCAGAAUAUAUAUAUAAUUUUUUCCACUAAUAUUCAUUAUUUUGUAUUCUUGGUUUAGUGGAAAUCCAGAAUCAGUUGGGAUAUUUGAUUCACGUAGUUUUGCAUGUACUUGAGUUUAAUAUCGAACAUGAACGACAUGACGAAGUGCAUCUUGGUGUGGAGAAGAAAAUGCCCUCACUGUGCACAUGUUGUGAUGAUUUCUUUAGAUGACCCAGUGUACAUGCCACUUGAUGUCCAAACAGAAGAGUACAUUAAGAGUGAUUAUGGGUUGAUAUAUAUGGGCACCCCUCAGAACAUCUGUAGGCGGCCCUGGCUGUUCAGUCAGGUAAGUGACGAAAGCAUCAUCUAAAUGUUAUGAAUGUGUUAUUAAUCACGACAUUUUCAGGUGAGGACACUUUUCUUUUGCUGUGUAUUGUGGUUUUAUUUGUGCAGUAUGAGCCUGGGGUCCUGGAGGCAUGUCUAAAGCUCCUGCAGGUCAGCCCUCAGCACCUCCGAGACAAAAACCAGGACUAUGCACUACGAGCAGACCCUGCGUACCUCUGCAGGGUGCUCUGUGCCAUGGUGAGGGAGGAUUAUGUUUGUUUGUUUGUACAUGGUAAAUACGCAAAAACGUGUUCUUGCAUUUAAGCCAAACUGUGCUCUCAGAAAUCCCUGUAAUAUGUCUCCUCUUGUCCAAGGUCAACUGUAAUGAUGACCUGGGGAUCUUGCAGGGGAAGUGGCAGGGCAGCUAUAAGAACGGUGUGAAGCCGACAGAGUGGAGCAGCAGUGCGGACAUCCUCCAUCAAUGGGUCGCUUCCAGCUGCAGCCCUGUUCGCUAUGGACAGUGCUGGGUCUUUGCUGCUGUUCUCUGCACAGGUACUGAAGGGGCACAAAGGUAAAAUGACGACAAAGGAACAAGAGAAGUCAGUUUGCAAAUUUAAGGGGGGAAUGUUGUCCUAUUCUUACCUGAUGAUUGAUUUAACUCAGUCAACAGGUUGGGUCAUCCUUUGAGGUAUUUUCUUCUUUUCUCACAAUGUGCCAAAUGUUUUUAGUGGAAUGCAGGCAGGCCACUUUAGCACCUGGACUCUUUUACUACAGAGCCAUGUUGCUACAACACAUGCAGAACAUGAUUUGGAAUUGACUUACUGAAACAUGCAAGACCUUCCUUUUGUCAGGACAGGCAGGGUUAAACAAUGAACAAGACUCAAAUGCAGAACAAAGGAUUAAAUUAAGAUUUUGCCUCAGUGAUUUUUGUGGAAUUUGCCUUUUUGAUGUUUCUCUUUUUGUUGCUUUUUUUCCAUUUAGUUCUUUUUAAAAAAAAAUUUUAUUAAAUCCUUUGUUCGGCAUUUGGGUCUUAUUCUUUGUUUAACCCUUUGCAUUGUGACAGCGGGAAGACAGGGACUAUUAACACACGAGGAAACGAGCAACAGGUGAGGCAGACGAGACACAGGUGAGGCAAACGAGACACAGGUGAAACUCAUUAGUGAUUAAUGAAGGAGGGAAAACUAAGGAAGUGAAGCCAGACUAGAAACACCGGGAACAAACACCUACAAAAUAAAACAGGAAACACUGAAAACUAAUAUAAAGAAUAAAACACAGAGAACAGGAGGGAAACAGGGUCAAGCACAAACUGAAAACUCACAAGACUGGACAACAGGAAAAAAAAGGAUACAGAAACACUAAACACACACACACACACACACACACACACACAGAUUACACUCAAAUAAAACCAAGAACAUAUCUGAACAGAACAUCUCAUGACACCUUUAACAUGAGAGCAUGUAAAAACCUGUCAGUGUUGUAUUGUUCAGCAUUAAUGGAGCCCCUCCAAUGUAGAGAUACCCACACCAUCGCUAACACUGACUUUUAACUGUGCUGGGUAGCCCCUCACCUCUCUAGAGUGGAGGAUUUAGUGUCCAUGAUUUCCAAGAAGAAUGUUAGAUUUGUAAGUCAGACCACAGAGCAGUCUUGGAAGGACUCAGGCCCAGAGAAAUUGUUGACAUUUCUGGACAUUUGAUGUAUUAUCUUUGCGCUAUUUUCAAUCAAAUGUAAGAUUAAAAUGAUCUGAAAACCAUCCAAAUCAGUUUUAAUGAAUACUUGACAAAGUCUGUAAGAUUUUUGGAACAAGUACUAUGCUUUUGAGAGUUUAAUUUUCAUACAGCUUUAUGCCUUUGCAGCAUUUCUUUUGCACAAACAACUGUUAUCUCUUCAGAAGCACAAUGGUUACCUUGCAGCAUUGUGUGCAGCACAUGUUACAAUUAUACACACCAGACCCUCACGUUAUAUUUCUAGUCAUGCCUCAUAUUUGGGUCUGAUCUCUGAUUCUAUUUGCAAUAAGUCGGAAGGUUUCUGCAGGGAAAAAGAUACACCUGGGGUUUAUUUGGGAGCUAACACAGUGAUACUACAAAAAGGUAGCAUUCAAGUCCAACAAAAUAAAAGCUUGUCAGAUGCUGUAAGCGAUAAGUUUAAAUGCUGCCUGGGACAUUAACUUAGAUCACAGAGGUGCCUAAAGUGAAUAUUUUCCCCUCCCGCCAUGUUCAUGAAGCUUAUGUAAACUUAAGAACCUGCUGUGACUGAUUUCUUUUUUCAGUGAUGAGAGUUCUGGGGAUUCCCUCCAGGGUGGUGACAGUUUUCAACUCAGCCCAUGACACUGACGGCAGUGUGAAGAUAGAGGAGUAUUACUCAAGCACAGGGGAAAAGCUCAACAUUUCAAAGGACAGCAUUUGGUUAGUUUCCUUUCUUCUCAAACCACAAAGUCAACUGUCAGUGUUUUACAUGUUCAGCUGCUGAGUUUAUACCAGAAAUAACAUCAGAUUUUAUUGUUACUACAUCUUAGUGCAGUAUUUUGUUGUCUGCCUGCAUGUCUCUGGGACAAUGCAAGAGUUUAGAUCGCAGAUAUAUGUCAGUGUUUUAAGGCUAAUUCAUGAGCUGGUUGUGUUUUAUGUGUGUGCUUCUGUCCCUGCAUGUGUGUCCUCUUGCAGGAACUUCCAUGUGUGGGUGGAGUGCUGGAUGAGGAGACCUGACCUCGGUUCAGGGUUUGAUGGUUGGCAAGUGGUAGACCCAACCCCCCAGGAGAAGAGUGCAGGUUGGUCCCUUUAUAACCACUCAAUAAAUAAGUCAGAUCAAGAAUUAUAUAAAGAUAAUAAACCCUCCUCUGCAGGGGUCUUCUGCUGUGGACCCUGCCCAGUUGUUGCCAUCCAGCAGCGUUGCCUCAGCACCCCCUUUGACGCCGCCUUCAUCUACGCUGCAGUUGACGCUGACAUCAUACGACUGGUUGUGCGUAAAGGGCUGGUAGUGGGCAGGAUGGUGGACACCGAUGCAGUGGGACAGCUGGUCUACACCAAGAGCAUUGGUUCUGACAGACCGGAGAAUCUGACAGCGGCGUAUAAAGGCAAAAAAAGUACGAUCAUGUCCACCGUCUGUAAGACUUUCUGCACAUUUACUCAGUUUGGAGGUUUCUCACUGUUUUCUAAUUUCUUUCCAAAAGAUCAACCAGCAGAGACCGUCAGAGGCACAGCAAGGACAGGUCAGUGUCCGUGUUAAAGAGCAUCUUAACCCACUCAUCUGUCCUCUCUGUGUGAUUUUUAAAGAUAUUUUCCUUUGCUUUGCAGGACAGCAACCAGUCAGAGCAGUGAUGAACAUAAGCAGCAGUGAGUAACAUGCAAAAAAGCAUCUUCACACUUCUUUACUCAUGCACAUCUUCACUCAAAGAUCCAUCGUUUAUUUUCACUUUUCUUCUUUUAGUCUCGUAAGGGCAUGAACAAAUUUCUCCAAGGCAGAUGUCUUUUCAAGUAACAUUUCUUACAAAUUUGCUUUGACUUUGUUUACUAUAGACAAAGUCAAUCUGGAGACAUUUUCAUGGCUGUUCUGGAGAGCUCAUGUCUUGAGUCGCCGAAUAAAUCAGAGAAAAGACAACAUCCCUACUUUAAUGUUCGAUGUCUUUUCUAUCUUGACAUCAUUUCUCUCAUGUUUACAGCAGAGUUUGGCUCCUCAUGUAGCUCUCAGCAGUCCGGUCCACUGUCGGGCAGAGCAGGUAAGCUUUUGUUUCGUUCAUGCUGUUAUUGAUACACACUUCUUUUAUCUCUUUUUCACACCUGUAGUUGAGCGAGUUGAGAGUUUUUCCAGAAGUCAUUUCAGACCACAAAAUCACUGCAUCCCUCCUCUUCUUCCCUCUUAGACCCAUCACAAAGUUUGGAGGUGUCUCUGGAAAUUGAUGGGGUGCCAACAGUAGGUGACUGCAUCAUCGUAUGUGUGACGAUCAGUAACCACUCAAAUAGCUCCAGAGUGUUGAUCGAACACCUCAACGCCCAGCUGAAGGAGUUUGACAGCAACCCUCAAGACAGCUUCUGGAAAAGCCGCAGAAAAGUGCACAUAAGGGCCGGGGAAGGUGAGGAGCCAUGCAUGAUCGACAGCUUUCUGAUGUGUUUACUCUCUUAUGUUCAUUUCUUUCCCCCUACAUCCUGUACAUUUCUCUGCAGUUUUGAAGCUCAACCACAUCAUAUCUCCCUCUGAGUACGAGGCGUACCUGGCAGGUGAUGACAUAGUGAAUGUGGCGGUGGUGAUAAAAGACAUGAGGACUAACAAAAGAGUCUUGGCAGCACAGGAGUUCAGCAUAAACUCGCCUCAGAUAAAAGUGGAGGUGAGACAGCUCGUCCAAAUCAUGAAUACAUUAUUCAUUUCUUCUCUAUCUCCUUUUUUUAUUAACUAUGCAAGAUAAAACUUCAUAACGGUGUGAUCAAAUCUUCACCUUUUCAGCGAUUUCUUCUGUUUCCUCUCUCAAAGUUCCGAUAUUUCAUGACAGCUUGUUUUUUUAAACACAGCGGGCUGGCUUAGGUUGACAGUCUCUCAACACUUUCAGGAAACAGUUUUCCAGCUAGGACCACAAAUCUUGACUUUUGUCGGCUUCUGAUGUGACUGUAAAUCACUUUUGAUACUGCUGAUCACUUCCAAAUUGUCAGCAAACCCUUCAGCAAAAUCCUGCUUCAAUAAGCCAAUUGCACAAAUAACUUGUUUUCUAGUGUGUUUACAUCUGAUGCAAAUUAAAUCAUUGACUCAAAUUUCUAAUUAACACUUAAUUUGUGCAUCUGAAUGAUAAAUAUUCUUUUAACUUGUUCAUUUUGUGUGCUACAUUGUGUCCAAGCAAGUGCCCAAACACACAAAUUUAUACAAGAAAGCGCAAAGUGUUUUCUUUUUCCUAGUUCAGUCUGUUUACAUCAAACAUGGUUGAGUUUGACAACAUUAAGGGAAUUAAUUUUUUUAACAACCUGAUCAACCUCAAAACUCACUUUUCCUCCAAGUGCAUUCUUUAAUAACUCGUGUUGUCUUUACAUUGACUCUACAUACAAUGUAUACACGCAAAUAAUUUCACAUGCAUCUGCUGUGAACACAACAUCAUCUUUGUCCAAGUCUUUGUUAGUGUCUUUACAAGCAGAUGCCAUGACGGCACUUAAAUACAGCUGCCUUAGGAAAUUGUUAUUCCCCGCGGUGAAGAUGUUUUCUGUCAAAUUACAGUCAUAUUUUUGAGCCUUUAGCCGAUUCAACUUGUUUUUUUGGAAAGUUUACAACGAGCUAAAUUACUACUUGUCAGCAGGAAGACUCUGAACCAAACUCUGAACAGAUGGAAAGCAAAAAUGUUCACUCUUUGAAAGCAUACACUGUAUGAAAGAAGUGCAUGCAACCAUAGUGAUUAAAACAUGUGUUUUAAAGUCUCAGGUAGAGAUGUAAAACCCUAGUUUUCACUUCUAUUAACUCAGGGACUCAUUGAAACAUGUUUUUUAAUAUCAUUAUAUCAUCUUUUGUUUCCACAGAUUGAGGGAGGGAACACCAUCAAGCUGACAGAGGAGCACACAGCUCAGGUGUCCUUUAUUAACACAUUUUCCCAAACCCUGAGUGGAGCUGUGCUAACCGUGGAGGGAUCUGGCCUUUUAGAGGGAAAACAUGAAGCCAGGUGAGUCAAUUACCUGCUGAAAACACAACUGAUGUCAGAAAAAAAGAGAAAAGGGGUCAGGUGCCACAUUCCAGCCCUUCAAUGUCUGUACUGGAUAGGAAAAACAGAAACAUGUCCGAGGAAUGUUGUCCAGGAAUCUUGCCAGGCAAGUUUUAGCUGCAAUAGGAAGAAUGUUGUUGUUGUUUCAUCUUCGUACAGUCCUUCAGAUGAGGUCAAGGUCCGAUAAGAUGCAAUAAAUAAGCCUCAUGCUUAUAUUAAAAACAACUUCUUUAUUUCUACAGCUGACCCUCUUACACACCUCCCUGUAGCUCACUGCAAGUAUUCUCAAAGACAUAUGUUUCAGGAUCUUGUUGUAGAAGCAGUCAUACUAACAGUCCUUGUGAGCAGAAACUACAGUUUCAGAUUCUUCUAGGUUGGCAGGUUUUCCAGUGUUAAUUAUAAACUUUUUAUUUGCCCUGAAUAUUACAACUAUGGUUACAGCUGCUGCUUUUGAAGUACCAAGUUCAUAGCUUUUAAGUUGCAAGAAGCAAAGUCCCAAAUCAUUCCUUACUUUUGUUAAGAUUUAUCCUUAAGAGGACUUAAUUUGCAAAUUUAAAGCUCCUAUAAGUAGUUUUAUUAUUAUUUUUUCAUAUUGAUCUUUUUUUAAUCGAAAAGGAAACAAAACCAUGAAGGUCAAGACUGGCAAUUAUCAUGCUGCCAUUAUUUAUGCCUGAAACCAGUGUAAGGGGGAUUGGUGUCAGCUGGGCAGCUAAAAAACAGUGCUGUUUUUAAAAUUUCUACAUAAAAUGUUUACAAUAAAUAUCAAACUUGACUGCCAAAAGUCAGCAGGAUGAGUGGACAAGAUAAGCAAAGACUGUAUUGUCCACAGGGGGCGCCACAGUUGACACAAACAGAAAGUUCCUCUCUCUGCACAUUUACUUUGCUUUAACACCAUACAGUGUUAAAGAUUAUGUGAGACCAGUGAUUUAGAUCAGUGUUAUGUCUACUAACACAAUAAAUCUCACGAAAAGUUGAGUUUUGUUGUGUGUUUACAAUCUGAUUUGUAGUGACCAGGCCUUUCAAAGUUUUUGUCUUCUCUGACAGCUUAACCUUGACGAAUCUGAGUCAUGUUGUUAGUUUCAGAAAACUCAAACAACGAACAGGAAUACUGAUUGAUGAUUUAUUACUGAAGUAAAGACCUGCAAAGUUGAGUAUUAAAGGCACAAUGUGGGUUUUUUAACUGGUUGAGAAACAGACUGAAACUGACACUGAUGCCUCUUUAUGAUCUCCAAAAACAAACAAAACCAUCAGCAACAUGACUGAUCAAUCCUCUGCUGUCAUUUUUUAAGGCCUGAGCCCCCUGUCAGGGGUUUGACAGCAGACAGCCGCAACCACCACAAACCCAAAGUUGGCCUCAUUCAUGGAUUAAGUCCCUCUUUUUUUCUAUUCCAGACUGUGUUUUCUGCAGCACGGUGAGAAGAUAGAGAAGCAGGUGUCCAUCGUGGCCUCUUCACCUGGUACUAAAGUUCUGAUGGUGACUUUAUCCCACAGGAAUUGCCCCGGCAUUGUUUCCAGAAGCUUUCACACAGUAUUUGUCAUGUCUGCCUGA